Hipposideros armiger (great roundleaf bat) is the source of this 2993-nucleotide messenger RNA. It is a transcript of the gene ANGEL1, whose product is annotated as angel homolog 1. NCBI's taxonomy places the organism in Eukaryota, Metazoa, Chordata, Mammalia, Chiroptera, Hipposideridae. Gene Ontology annotation, molecular function: 3'-5'-RNA exonuclease activity. The coding region runs from base 586 to 2445 and encodes 619 amino acids. The transcript has 10 exons. The record is from RefSeq and is a predicted model, not a curated record.
CCUCUCCCUGCUCUUUUCCUGCCGCCUAGCAACCCCCUUGCACUCCUAGUUUGUCUUCCUGGCUCUUAGAGAGGCGCUCCCUGGUAGUCGCUGAAACCAGAGGGUGCUCCCCUGAUGAAGGGCACACCACCAGCAGCCCAGAGACACCAAGACCAAGCCAGGCUUUAUUGGAUCGCUGACAGUCUUGGCUUUGGUGAGUGUCCACUGAGGUUUCAGCCAGCUCUCCGCCUCCUCCCUGCCACCAUCUGACUUGCCAGGACUUCUCUGUUGCUGAGGCUCCUUUCCAGGCCAGACUUGUUGCUAUGGCUUCACCAUUUACAAGAAACUUGUUUGAAAGUCAGAACUAAUGGAGCUGCAGUAUGUGGUCCCCACGGGCAGUUUGAGCUGCCAUGAGAGCCCCCCACUCAGCGCCUGCGACUCAGAGGCCCAGUCCCAGGGCCACCUCUUUGAUGGCCAUGUGACCUUGUCUGCAAAGCGGAAGGAUUUGCUGGACCUGGAACCUGGCCUCUUGACCCCUGCCUUGGGCACUUCCCACCAGCAUCCCAAGGAGCAAGAGGCACGACUUUCAUAAGGCCUUUCAGUGUUAUGAUGUACCCAGCUGGUCCUGGAUCCGGUGACUCCCCAGAAGGCUUCCCUGAACAACCGAGGCUCCAGCCACAAAUUGGAAAUUGCACAGCUCAGACGCAGGAUGCAUUCUUCACAUGUCGAAAAAAUGCCCUCUUGGCGAAGAGCUCGUCCCCCCAGGUAGAGGGUGACUUUGCCAUGGCUCCUCGGGGCCCAGACCAAGAGGAAUGUGAGGGCCUGCUGCAGCAGUGGCAAGAAGACGCGUCGAGCCAGGUGCUCUCAACAGUGAGCGAAGGUCUCCUAGUAGAUAAAGGACUAGCCCAGAGCAGCCUGGCACUCCUGAUGGAAAAUCCCGGAGAACAGGAUGCUGAUUCAGAGGACAAGUGGUCCAGCAGGCAGCUGAGUGACCUGCGGGCAGCAGAGAACCUAGAGGAGCCUUUCCCCGAGGUGCUAGGAGAAGAGCCACUGCCAGAGGUCGGGGGCCCAGUGUGGGCAGCUGUACCCAUACAGACUGGUCUCCAGUAUGCAGACUGUGCUGUCCUCCCAAUGGGUGCCCUGGCUGCAGAGCAGUGGGAAGAGGACCCUGCAGUGGUGGCCUGGAGCAUAGCACCUGAGCCUAUGCCACAGGAAGAGGCUCCCAUCUGGUCCUAUGAGGGCCUGGGGCAGUUGCAGCCUCCCCCAGUGGAAAUUCCCUAUCAUGAAAUCUUGUGGCGAGAAUGGGAGGAUUUCUCUACUCAGCUAGAUGCUCAGGGCCUGGAGGCAGGGGAUGGCCCUCAGUUCCAGUUCACUGUGAUGUCCUAUAACAUCCUGGCCCAGGACCUGAUGCAGCAGAGCUCCGAGCUCUAUCUGCAUUGCCACCCGGAUAUCCUUAAUUGGAACUAUCGCUUUGCAAAUCUCAUGCAGGAAUUCCAGCACUGGGACCCUGAUAUCCUGUGUCUCCAGGAAGUCCAGGAAGAUCAUUACUGGGAGCAGCUGGAGCCCUCUCUGCGAAUGAUGGGCUUUACCUGUUUCUACAAGAGGAGGACCGGGUGUAAGACGGAUGGCUGCGCUGUCUGCUACAAGCCCACAAGAUUCCGUCUGCUCUGUGCCAGCCCUGUGGAGUACUUCCGGCCUGGCUUGGAGCUCCUCAACCGGGAUAACGUGGGCUUAGUGUUGCUGCUGCAGCCACUAGUCCCAGAAGGCCUGGGAGAAGUCUCGGUGGCCCCAUUAUGUGUGGCAAAUACCCACGUCCUGUACAACCCACGCCGGGGUGAUGUCAAGCUGGCCCAGAUGGCCAUUCUCUUGGCUGAAGUGGACAAGGUGGCCAGGUUGUCAGAUGGCAGCCACUGCUCCAUCAUCUUGUGUGGGGACCUGAAUUCUGUCCCUGAUUCACCCCUCUACAACUUCAUCAGGGACGGAGAGCUCCAGUACCAUGGGAUGCCGGCCUGGAAGGUGUCUGGACAGGAAGACUUCUCCCAUCAGCUCUACCAGAGGAAGCUGCAGGCCCCACUAUGGCCCAGCUCCCUGGGCAUCACUGAUUGCUGUCAGUAUGUCACCUCCUGUCAUCCCAAGAGAUCAGAGAGACAUAAGUACAGCCGAGACUUCCUGCUACGUUUCCGCUUCUGCAACAUCGCCUGUCAGCGGCCUGUAGGACUGGUUCUUAUGGAAGGAGUGACAGACACUAAGCCAGCAACAAGGAGAAUGGAAAAAAGAAAUGUAAACUCCAUCUUUGAGAAUACUGGAGAUCUGAAGAUAUCUGAAACCAUGAACCACAACACAAGUGGAAUGGCUGCAAGAAGCACUGGAGAUCAUGGAGGGGUGCUGGAGGAAGUAUGGAGAGACUUAUCUGUGGGGCUAUAUGGAUUUUAUAAAGAACCAGCAAAAUGCAUUUCUCCAAGGUGAGGAGUGUACCUUGAGGCACAAAACCAAUAUCAUUGUUUCAUCAACAAGAAAAGGAUACACAGGUUGUGAUAGGAGAUUGUCUGAACCUGUUUUGGUACUAAGAGGCAGAGGAAGAAAGACGGAUCAAGGAAUGAAGCCACGUGUGCAUUAAGCAGUCUGAUUCAGUGUUGAGGGAAGAUGAGACGCAGAGCUGCAUAUCUCUCUUGGCUGGGGAGAAGUAAAGAUUAAAAGGACUCAUACACAACCCUGUGUCAUAAGGAAACUCCCUGUUACUUGGAAUGCAUACUCAGUUCUUCCCUUAUAUAAACUUUGUACGAAUAGCUGGUAGAGAAACCUCAACUAAUUCAAAGCUGGGCUGCCCAAAAGGAACCAGCAUAACGUAUUACAAGGAACCGUACUAAAAGACUACAAGAUGAUAAGGUGGAAGGAACAGGAAAAAUAAAAGGCAGAUAAAGAAUACUUACUUCAAAGGCAAAAUUUCUUGCCUUGGAGCAUAUGAAAAUUAUGACUAUUUUCCCAUUGAAUAAAAAAAUGAAGCAAUUGCCUUU